CAUCCACUGAGGCAUCGGCGCCGCUAGUUAAGGAUAUAGCUUCACGCAGCCAUAUUGCUUUUUAGCAUUUCCACGUUAUAUAUUCUAUAUUUUGCUGUUAACCAAGAUAUAAUAAUUCCGCGGUGAAAGAAAGUCACCAUUCGCAUCGGGAGCACACCAAACCGAAGCCAUGACAGGCUCAAACGAGUACAAGCUAAACCAGGGACCAGAUGACAGCAUCUCUGCUGUCAAGUUCAGCCCCAGCGCAACACAGUUCCUCCUGGUUUCCUCCUGGGAUGGCACUGUGCGCCUAUUCGAUGUGGGAAGCAACACCAUGCGGAUGAAGUACCAGCACUCAGCUCCAGUUCUUGACUGUGCCUUUUAUGACCCAACUCAUUCUUGGAGUGGAGGUUUAGAUGCACAAUUAAAAACUCAUGAUUUGAACACAGACCAAGAUACAAUAGUUGGAACACAUGACGCCCCCAUUCGUUGUGUGGAAUACUGCCCAGAGGUUAACGUCAUGGUAACGGGCAGCUGGGACAGAUCAGUUAGGCUGUGGGACCCAAGGACGCCCUGCAACGCUGGCACCUUCACCCAGCCUGAAAAGGUGUAUACCCUGUCUGUGGCUGGAGACAGGCUGAUCGUUGGCACAGCCGGGAGACGAGUCCUGGUGUGGGAUUUGAGGAACAUGGGCUACGUACUGCAAAGGAGAGAGUCCAGUCUCAAGUAUCAGACUCGCUGCAUCAGGGCCUUCCCCAACAAACAGGGCUACGCCUUGAGUUCAAUCGAGGGACGUGUAGCUGUGGAGUACCUGGACCCAAGCCAGGAGAUUCAGAAGAAGAAGUAUGCCUUCAAAUGCCACAGACUGAAGGAGGAGGGAAUCGAGCAGGUCUACCCUGUCAAUGCCAUUUCCUUUCACAGUAUCCAUAACACCUUUGCCACAGGUGGCUCCGACGGCUUUGUGAACAUCUGGGACCCGUUCAACAAGAAGCGCCUGUGUCAGUUCCACAGGUACCCGACCAGCAUCGCCUCGCUGGCCUUCAACAACGACGGCACCAUGCUCGCCAUCGCCGCCUCCUACAUGCACGAGAGGGGAGACAUCAACCACCCGGAGAACACCAUCUUCAUCCGCCAAGUCACAGACGCCGAGACGAAACCCAAGUGAGUCUCCGUCACCCCUCGUGUCCUCACUGUGGCAGUCCGCUACUCACCCAAUCUUGUAUGCAGCUGCAUUUACAAGGAGGCACGUCCAGCUGCACAAUAUGCCGAUCGGUAUCUCUGUCCGUCCACUUUUCAAUAUCCGACAGUUGAAAGAUAGACAGAUGAGAACUUGGAAAUCCUCCCCCCCCCCCCCCCCAGUAUGUGUAUGUGUGUAUGCUGCUGUAAAUAUAGAACCCUGCUGUACCCCCACAAUAGCCCUGUAUUAAAUACUACUUUUGUGAAACUAAAUCAAUGUUUGACCAGGAACUUUUAUAAUACCUUUGAUUGUUUUUAUGCAUUAUAUGGUCGGAUAUACUGGACUCAAACAGUAACACAUUGUUGGUCAAAUGUUUUGCUCCUCCGAGGACAUUUGUCGUUUUCAAGAAUGUUUUCUGAAGACCAAGGUUUGAUUUUGUUGUAAUAUUGGUACAAAAAUGCUCCCACUUGUGUUCCACAGUAGCCACAUGACUUUCUCACUGUUCAUCCGAAAUAGGGAUGCACCAAGAUCCAGUGUACCAUGACCAUAUAUAUCGCUGUCAUUUAUUACAAUUCCAAGAACAGUUUUUAUUUCCCUCUUUGACUUCUUGUUUGUUCUAACUCUACUUUGUGUCUCUUGCUGAUUUUUAUAUUCUCCUAUUUUGUCAUGUUCUGCUUGGUUAUUGUGCAGUGGAUGAUGGAGUUACAUUUCAUCUUGUAACACUGAUUACAUUUUUUUUUUUUUUUAAACGUUGACCGUAUGAUAAAACAUGUUUAUAUCAA
Messenger RNA from Trematomus bernacchii (emerald rockcod), 1938 nucleotides. RefSeq names its product BUB3 mitotic checkpoint protein (gene bub3). Gene Ontology annotation, cellular component: bub1-bub3 complex; mitotic checkpoint complex; kinetochore. The record is from RefSeq and is a predicted model, not a curated record. Bases 170 to 1144 code for a protein of 324 amino acids. The transcript is spliced from 7 exons. Gene Ontology annotation, molecular function: ubiquitin binding. Gene Ontology annotation, biological process: mitotic spindle assembly checkpoint signaling. Lineage: Eukaryota; Metazoa; Chordata; Actinopteri; Perciformes; Nototheniidae.